GCGGUUGAUAAUUGCCCUAUCCUAGGUAGAGCAGAAGAGACGGUCGGCUAAGGUGAGUUAAGCACCUGGCAUACACAUGUAUGCCUUGAUCAUCAGAUACAUGGCACCUUGCGUGCCUUCCUUGUGCUGUAGGUGUGGACCUAGACCUAGAACCUACCUACCUUCGACAGUUGCUCCUCGAGACCCCGCCAUUAUGUACACCUUAUGAUAACGGAAAACAUGGCCAAAAUCCAUAGGCCGUUUGCUAUUCCAACGCGCUGCAUCUCACAUUGACCUCAACUCCUGUAAUUUGUAUUCCAACCGAGACCUACUCCGUCAACUUUCCACUGGAUCCGAUGUCCUCACUCACUUUUCUACAUCACUACAAUCUCGACCGCGCCAGUCGAGCAAGUUAGCAACCAGGAAAAGAAAGAAUUUUUGCUAACUAUUUUUUCUUUCUCGUUGUUUGCCUCUUGUCGGCAAAGAAACAAAAGAAUGACCAUCAACAAAAAUACCACCGACAUCGGUCCUGCCGUGCUGAAAAACACCAGGACUAAAAAGAACCAGAAACGCGAACUGCCUCAGCUGCUGCCCAAGAACGAGAACAUGGACGGCCCAGCCGAUUACAAAUCAUCCCAUGUCGGUAAAACAUGGACAAAAGCAGCCCCUACAGAAAUGACACCACCGCCGCCGCCGCCGCCGCCACCGCCACCAGCCGCCCCAGCCAGCAACCGAGCCGCACGUCGCGAGCUGGUGCUGCGCGACAGGCAACACGCCAAGCUGCAGGCCGAGCUUGGAGCGGAUGCCUCGCCGUCGUCUGCUGCCAAGGUCGAAAAGGCACUUUUGGCUUGGGAGAGGAGGAGGAAGCGGCUGGCGGACAAGAGGAAGUUGAAGUUGGCCGCGAGGAGGAUCGACUCGGGCAUCAAGAACAGGACGGAUAAGCAGGAGAAGAGGGCCAGGCGAGUCGCGGGCUCCAGAAAGAUCAAGACGGACAAGGCCUAAAUCCUGCUGCUACUUUUGCUUCACCCGCUCCUCAUCGUAAGCCAAAGGGGUUUAUGAUCAAGUUCGAGAGGAUGUGCGGCGAAAGUGAUGCGGAACUGAGAGCUGCCUCAUUGUUAGUCUUUAGUCUCACAGGCCUGAUCAUCGCGAUGUGUUUGAAGUUGUUGAUGAAGAGGGAAAGUCGCAUCGUCUGUUAUCUUUGUUUGGUCACAAGGUUUUUCGGGUCAACUGCAGCAUUGUAAGCACAAGUAAUAAUUUACGUUGGGGACGAUGAUCAAGGUCAGCUUUACCCUGAUGGCAUUACUGGGGAUGGGAAUGGGCCAGGGAAACUAGAACCAAGACAAUAGCGAGCGUGACGAAAAAAAAAAAAAGAGUAUCAUAUCUAUGUGACUAUAGUACAAACAGAUCAGGGAGGUAAAUAUGUCUUGUCUAUACCCAUCUUCGCGGGGAACAAGAUAGAACUAGAGGUUUUGUACAAUGAGUUGUGGGGUCAGUCCCCAACAUCAGGUAUGUAUUACAAUGCGAACUUCUCC
Molecule: messenger RNA, 1511 nt
Organism: Pyricularia oryzae 70-15
Lineage: Eukaryota; Fungi; Ascomycota; Sordariomycetes; Magnaporthales; Pyriculariaceae
Exons: 1
Coding region: 475-981 (168 amino acids)
Source: RefSeq, a predicted model, not a curated record